Messenger RNA from Ostertagia ostertagi, 1167 nucleotides. NCBI's taxonomy places the organism in Eukaryota, Metazoa, Nematoda, Chromadorea, Rhabditida, Trichostrongylidae. The record is from the annotation of a GenBank genome assembly.
AAUAAUCAAAGAAGAAGUUUCGAUCUUGCACUUCGACACUGCAGUGUGGCCACACUUCUUUACCACACUGGGUUGAAGAAGUUCGUUUUUGUGAGGCAGUUUCGACCAGCGGUUCUUGUGGGGCAUAUUUUACGACAACCGGAGAACUUUGGUAAGAAGCUCGAUGAAAUUCGGUGGUCUGACUAUGAGGCCCAACAUGGGUAUACUCUAGAGUUGUGCGCUGGUUUGAUCGAUAAGAAUAUUCCCACAGUUGAUAUAAUGAAGGAAGAAAUCGAAGAGGAAUGUGGUUAUGCCGUCAAAAAUGAGGAUAUUCAUUUAAUAGCCACAUUCAGUAUUGCUGCUCAUGAAUCUGGUGGGAUACAGUACCUCUAUUACACAGAGAUUGAUGAUUCCAUGAAAAUAACUGAAGGUGGAGGAAACAAUGAAGAAGGCGAAUACAUUACAAAGGUUUUUCUGAGCGAGUCUGAAGCCCUGGAAUUCGUCAAAAACGACUACUGCCCGACCGAUGCUUAUAAAUGGAGGCCAAGCGACAUAAUGCCUAUGACCGAUUUCAAAUUUGAGAAGAUGCCAUCAUCAAAACGAUUUAUUCCACAUCGGAUGAAAUUCACACUUGGUUCUCUUUGUCGAACUUGGGAUCUGGCUUUGUGUGACGACAGUUUUUCGAUUCUCUUGUAUAAUGAGACUACCAAGGAAUUGUUGCUAACACAGCGGUUUCGGCCAGCUGCUUUGGUUGGUCGAGCACGUCAUCUAGCUCAUCUUGCCGAUCCCACCAAAACGCUCGAUACGAUUGAGUGGAAAUCACAACCAUUGGAGUGGGCUUAUACUCUGGAAAUGUGCAGUGGGCAUUACAAAACCGGCAGUUCUGUCGAGGAUAUCGACCAACGAGUCAGGGACACUGUCGCCAAAAAAUGCGGUUACAAGCUCGAAUCCAUUCGCUUCGUGACCUCAUUCGUAGUUGGCAUAAGUUUUGCUGGAGACAGGCAAAGAGCAUACUACGCUACAGUGAACGAAUCAAUGCGUAUAAAGGAUUGGACCCCUUACGAGGAGAUUACACCGUUCUCUUUGCCGUGCUCGGCCAUACCGUCAUUCCUCCGUGCAGAAACGCCGACAGGUCCACCGGCUGUAUUGUAUAUGAUGCGAUGGUUCCUGAAUAACAACGGGAAAUAA